AUGGACAGCUGGGACCCAUCCCGAGUAGCUGAAAAGGGGGAUGUGAAGGGACAAUCGAUUUCCCAAAAUCCAGCUACUGACGAGCCAAUAUCCCCACGGGACUACGAUGGCCACGGGACCCACACCGCAAGCACUGCUGCCGGGUCCCCUGUCCAAGGCGCCAACCUGCUGGGCUCCGCUAGCGGGACGGCGCAGGGGAUGGCAUCCACUGCUCGGGUCGCAUCAUACAAAGUCUGCUGGAUACAAUUCUGUUUCAGUUCCGACAUACUGGCAGGUAUGGACCGUGCCAUCAAAGAUGGCGUCCACGUGUUGUCGUUGUCGGUGGGUGGCGGUCCACUUGAUUACGACGAGAGUUUGAUCUCAAUUGGAGCUUUCGCUGCAACUCAUAGAGGCAUCCUCGUUUCGUGCUCCGCAGGAAACAGUGGCCCCGACCCGUACAGCACGGAAAACAAUGCACCGUGGAUAACGACCGUCGGUGCGGGGACCCUUGACCGCGACUUCCCGGCGGAUGUCAUGCUCGGGGACAGAACGACUUACGCCGGCACCUCACUCUACAGCCUUCGAAAGCCACUGUCCGGUGAUCUCGUGUACGCUGGAUAUGUGAGCAACAACGGCAGCAAUCUUUGCAUUAACGGGACCCUCAUCCCAGAGAAAGUUCGAAAUAAGAUUGUGUUGUGUGACCGUGGGGUGAAUCCCAGAGUUGAGAAAGGCGCAGUGGUGAAAGAAGCUGGGGGUUUAGGGAUGAUUUUGGCUAAUACUGACAAGGAAGGAGAGGAGCUGGUAGCAGACGCUCACAUGAUCCCGGCCACGAUGGUCGGCGCAAAGUCGGGGCGUGGAAUAAGAAGAGUUGAGAAAGGCGCAGUGGUGAAAGAAGCUGGGGGUUUAGGGAUGAUUUUGGCUAAUACUGACAAGGAAGGAGAGGAGCUGGUAGCAGACGCUCACAUGAUCCCGGCCACGAUGGUCGGCGCAAAGUCGGGGCGUGGGAUAAGAAGGUAUUUGUUGUCCUAUAGAUCCAAUGCCAAGGCCACCAUUAUGUUGCGAGGGAUAACUAGGGUGGACGUCAAGCCUUCCCCGGUUGUCGCAGCCUUCAGCUCUAGGGGACCCAACGUUAUCACCCCUGAAAUCCUAAAACCGGACCUCAUUGCGCCCGGGGUGAGCAUCCUAGCUGGAUGGACAGAUGCUGAGGGUCCCACCAGCUUAGAUAUCGACAAACGCAAAGUUUUAUUCAACAUAAUCUCUGGCACGUCCAUGUCGUGCCCCCACGUCAGCGGCCUCGCGGCCCUGCUAAAGGCGGCCCACCCUGAGUGGAGCCCUGCCGCCAUUCGUUCGGCUCUCAUGACCACGGCUUACUCCAAUUACGAGGACGGGAGCCCGUUGCUGGAUGCAGCCACCAGCAACGCAUCCACCCCAUUCGAUCAUUGUUCCGGGCAUGUGUCCCCUAUCACCGCCCUCAACCCAGGCCUAGUCUACAACCUAACCACGAACGAUUAUUUGAACUUUCUCUGUGCAAUAAAUUAUACUUCUUCUCGAAUCAAGACCCUAGCAGGGAAAACAAAAAAAUUCCGUUGCCAGCCCAAAAAAUUAUACAGCGUCUACGACCUCAAUUACCCUUCCUUUGCAGCCACCAUUCCCCCAUCUGGAAAUUGUAAAACAACCGUGGUUUUUAGGAGAACACUCACAAACGUGGGAGAAAAUGGGACGACAUACCGAGUCUCGAUAUAUUCACCAAGACCGUCAGCCAUGAUUUCUGUUACUCCUAAAACAUUGGUUUUCGGCCAAAAGAACGAAGCAAAGUCUUACAAGUUGACGGUGGUAGCAACCCAGAUGUCGCCCGGUACAAACGCGUUCGGCAGAAUCGAAUGGUCGGAUGGGAAUAAUGUGGUGGGGAGUCCAGUUGUUGUUAGUUGGAUCAACGCUACUCAGGAUUAA
Messenger RNA from Striga asiatica, 1929 nucleotides. The record is from the annotation of a GenBank genome assembly. Lineage: Eukaryota; Viridiplantae; Streptophyta; Magnoliopsida; Lamiales; Orobanchaceae.